ACUGCUGACUGUUGUUGUCUGCUGAGUGAGUGGAAGUGGAGUGAGUCGUCGCCGUUGCUCUGCGUUGGUUGUGUCUGUUGCUCGCCAUGAAUUACAUGAAUGUAACGUGGGAGCCGACCAGGAGUAGGCUACUGGAGACUCUUAGGCAACAAAUAAUGAGUCUGGAGAAAAAAAGAGAGCACCUUCAGCAAGAGGUGCGCUCCAUCGAGAAAAGUCUCAAGACAGCUACUCAACUUGAUUUUAAUCACAAUGACAAUGUGAACAUUCUGACCCAAUGUAAGGUCUUUGGGUAUUUCUUAACAAAUUGCCAAUCCAAAGAGAUGGGUGAUGGAACUAAACAUUACACUGCUGCUUGUGAAGAUAAGCGUCACCCUUUCAAAAUUACAGUGGUUAAAAAUAAAGAUGAAGUCACUGCAGUCACUGUGGGGUUAUCCGGAACAUCUCCUUUGAAUGAAAUCCAAAUAGUCCUUAACAACCUUACUGAAGACAAUUGCCCAUACCUUGUCCUCUCUACUAUCCAGCAGUUUAUUCACUUGCACAACUUUAGAUUAAGAAUCUUUCAGGAGAAACUCCAGGGUCCGCCUGGAGAAGGAUGUGAUUUCCAGGUUCAUCGGCCAGACUUUACACAGGAAAUGGGCAACCGUCAUUACCAUAUAACAGCAAUGCGUGGAGCCAUUGAAAUUGUGUGGGGUCUCACAUGGAAUAAAAUCGAUCACCACCUGGCUCAUGAGUUCAUUAUUCGAAAAAUGCCUUCAAACAUAUCUUUGAAGAGGUGCACAGACAAACUACUGGACCACGCAUACAGCAAUCGUAAUGCACGAGAUUUAUGGGAAUGGUGGCAGGAUUUUUGUGUAAAUGUUGCUGCUCUCAACGAGCUCAAUUAAUUUAUCACAGUCGUAAGUCAUGACAAUAAGUUGAUUUUUCAUAUGUGGUUUAAGUAUCAAGGUUAAUAAAUAUAAAGUUUAGUUUGA
Messenger RNA from Thrips palmi, 971 nucleotides. RefSeq lists its product as uncharacterized. The coding region runs from base 87 to 884 and encodes 265 amino acids. The record is from RefSeq and is a predicted model, not a curated record. The transcript is spliced from 7 exons. NCBI's taxonomy places the organism in Eukaryota, Metazoa, Arthropoda, Insecta, Thysanoptera, Thripidae.